Messenger RNA from Silurus meridionalis, 2604 nucleotides. RefSeq names its product Rho GTPase activating protein 15 (gene arhgap15). The transcript is spliced from 14 exons. Gene Ontology annotation, cellular component: cytoplasm. The coding region runs from base 108 to 1532 and encodes 474 amino acids. The record is from RefSeq and is a predicted model, not a curated record. Gene Ontology annotation, biological process: regulation of GTPase activity; signal transduction. Lineage: Eukaryota; Metazoa; Chordata; Actinopteri; Siluriformes; Siluridae.
UUCCUCUAAAUGAUACUCACUCUCAAACACACAUUCUUCUCUUUCACUCUCCCACCAUCUCUUAACCGUGGGAUUGUCUGAAGACGGAACCGUAGACGUACCGUCAGAUGAGCAGCGUUAUCACCAUGCAGAAUGUGUCGAAAACGCCUCCUACUCUGGUGCUGCCUCAAGGAGCCGUCGCCAUGAGGAUCAAAAGCUCCGCAAACAGCGGCGAGCGACUGAGCCAAACCAAAUCCAUGGUCAUACCGGACCUCGACACAGCCCCCAAACCACUUAACCGACAUCGCAGGAACCAGUCCCAGCACAAUGCCAGUCAGGGUUUACAGCAGCCAGGUUUGCAUGGAGUUUAUCUGAACAAAACCAAGAUCUCUGAUGGAGGAAAGAAACUCAAGAAAAACUGGACGCUGGCCUGGGUUGUUCUUUCAUCAAACGAGCUGCAUUUCUACAAGGAAAGCAAGCAAGAAGCAAUGCUCAGUUUGAAACCAGGAAUUAAAGCAGAAGGCGUGAACCUCUGUGGUGCCGUUGUGGACUGGACGACGGAGAAGUCGAGUCGGAAGAACGUCUUUCAGAUAACAACAAGGUCUGGUGAGGAGCUGCUUCUGCAAUCAGAUGACUAUCCUACCAUCAGCAAAUGGCAUGACGCCAUCAAAAACACAGCGGACAGAUCGUCCAGUGCAGACGCAGGAUCCGGAGAAGGAAAGGCCAUGUUACAGAGGUCCAACAGCACAGAGUGUCUGCCCAGACGAGUCCAUGAAUCAACAAAAUCCAAAGCCAAAGAGCCGAAAUCAGAGAACAGACGCUCUCUCAUGUUCAAGCUGAACUACAGCGCCUCCGACAGUGCAGAUAAGAACGGCGUGAAGAACCGUCUCAAGAAGUUCAUCUCCAGACGGCCCUCCAUGAAAACACUACAGGAGAAAGGCCUUAUUAAAGAUCGCAUCUUUGGAUGUCACAUCCUGACUUUGUGUCAGCGCGAAGGCACCACGGUUCCCAAAUUUGUCCAGCUGUGCGUCAAGGAAGUGGAAAAGCGAGGGCUUGACGUUGAUGGGAUAUAUAGAGUGAGUGGCAACCUGGCCACUGUCCAGAAACUACGCUUCCUGGUUGACCAAGAGGAGGAGCUGGAUUUGGGCGACAGCCAAUGGGAGGACGUUCAUGUCAUCACUGGUGCACUAAAGAUGUUUUUCCGCGAGCUGCCAGAGCCUCUGUUUCCCUUUCGCUUUUUCGAAAUGUUCGUGGAGGCCAUAAAAAACAGGGAGCACAAGCAGAAGGUGCAGGCGCUCAAGAAGCUGGUCAACCAACUCCCCAAACCCAACCAUAACACCAUGAAAGUGCUAUUUCAUCACCUCCAAAGGGUUUUGACGAAGUCGAGGCAGAACCUCAUGUCGAGUCAAGGAAUCAGCAUUGUUUUCGGUCCGACCCUCUUGUGGCCCGAGCUGGACACGGGGAACAUGACUGUCAACAUGGUGUACCAGAACCAGAUUGUGGAACUCAUGCUCACUGAAUGUGUAGAGAUCUUCGGACCAGAAUCUAAGUAACAAGUGCUUAAAUAUAAAAUGCACGUUCUUUUAUUUUUUUAUUUUUUACACAUUAAAAGGAAGUGACAAAAUAAAGAUGGGGAAAAAAAAAAACCUUGCUGGACUGAGCAAACAUCCUCGAGAUUCUGGGUUUGCUUGCGUUCUUUUUUUUUUUUUCGCGUCUUUGAGGUUACACAGAAAUCGCACAAUGUAAAUAAAUUCUGCGGUUGUGAGUUCAGAACAUUCUAUAUAAAAAGUAAAUAAAUAAAACCAUGUGACGUGCUCGACUCCAGCCAAUUCAGUACCAUGUGACUGAACAGACCCAGAGUCUUUUAUUAAAUGAUCUAUACUAUUUUGUAGAUCUAAACAACAACAACAACAACAUUAGGAGGACUGUGUGUAGAUUUCUGGCCUCUUGAACAGCUAUCAAAGAAGGGAAUUUCUUUUGGGUUUUUUGUUUUACCUCAAGGUCGUUCAGAGGUCAUCGUCCUUUUUACACUCUUUUUUUUUAUUCUGUGUUCUCUCAAACACUGCUACUAUUAUUCAUCAGGCUUAUUUCUGUUCUAUUUGUGCUCUUUUAUUUUUUAAAACAAGAAGAUUAUAAUUUUCCCGAAUCCAAUUGGUAGGCGAUCUUUAUUGCAAAGUGUUUAUUCCAAAGAGUGAAAUUUAGCUUUCUGGGUAGAAGAGAUGGAAUACCAUCUGCACCCAAACUGUGAACCACAAAGAAACGAGCCAAUCGUAUGCGACUGAGUGUUGAUGUAUUUAGAAGAAGGUAAACAGCUCUUUUCCACGUGAUGCAACAGGAGCAGGAGUUUGAAAUGAUUAUCCAGGUUGAUAUUUCUUGGAGGGAAGUGUUUUCCCAAACUUUACUGGUUUCUAGCUGGGUGGGAAUUUACACGAAAUUUAUUGUCAGGGGGUCGAUAUGGUGGUAUAGGCUAAUCAUAUAACAUAGCAUCCUAAAAUAUAUUAAUGUUCUUUUGGGAAGCUCAAAACUAUUUGUGCUUUGGUCAGACAAAAGAAGUUCAGCCAUUCCUCAUCACAACUGUGUCAUAACAACUUGUGGACUCUUGUAAAUAAAACCUUUUCUUUUUUC